CCGGAAGUAGAUGUAGCUGUGAUGGUGUAGAGGGGAAUUAGUCUGGUGAUAAGGGGCAGGUUGUGGGAGACCAGUCGGCGUGAGGUGUUAAAAAUACACGCUGAAGCUCUCCUGCCUGAUGGCUCUUAUGUUCUUUCCACAGAUCAGAGUCGGGAUCUGUGACGGCUCUUCAUGGCAGUCAGAAGGGGACACGUUAGAUACUUAAAAGAGGUGUACGACAUGUCGAACGGUUACGAGGAUCACAUGCUGGAGGAGGCGAAGGACGCCAAGACGAAUCUGAUCGUGAACUAUUUGCCGCAGAACAUGUCGCAGGAGGAGCUGCGCAGUCUCUUCAGCAGCAUCGGCGAGGUGGAGAGCGCUAAGCUCAUCCGAGAUAAAGUCGCCGGCCACAGUUUAGGGUACGGCUUUGUUAACUAUGUAAACCCUAGUGAUGCAGAAAGAGCAAUCAGUACUCUGAAUGGCCUGAGGCUACAGUCUAAAACCAUCAAGGUGUCGUACGCACGGCCGAGCUCAGACUCCAUCAAAGACGCCAAUCUGUACAUCAGUGGCCUUCCUAAGACCAUGACGCAGAAAGACGUGGAGGACAUGUUCACACGCUACGGGCGGAUCAUCAACUCGCGCGUGCUCGUCGAUCAGACUUCAGGUCUUUCCCGCGGCGUUGCGUUCAUACGCUUUGACAAGCGCUCAGAGGCAGAGGAUGCCAUUAAAGAGCUGAACGGACAGAAGCCUCCGGCCGCUGCCGAGCCCAUCACCGUGAAGUUUGCCGCCAAUCCCAAUCAGAUAAAAAAUGCACAGAUCAUCCCCCAGGUCUAUCACACGCAGUCACGUCGCUUCGGAGGACCCGUACACCACCAGGCACAGAGAUUCAGGUUCUCUCCGAUGGGUGUAGACCACAUGGGCGGUCUGUCAGGGGCGAACAUGGGCGGGAGUGCGCAGGCCGGGUGGUGCAUCUUCAUCUACAACCUGGGUCCUGAUGCGGACGAGGGAAUCCUGUGGCAGAUGUUCGGCCCGUUCGGCGCCGUCACCAACGUCAAAGUGAUCCGAGACUUCAACACCAACAAGUGCAAAGGUUUCGGCUUCGUCACCAUGACCAACUACGAGGAGGCGGCUGUGGCCAUCGCCAGCCUCAACGGCUACAGACUGGGGGACAAGAUCCUGCAGGUGUCCUUCAAAACCAGCAAGACACACAAGUAGAGGACAUUGUUUAGAAAGCCGCUGUUUUAUAGUUUCAUCUGCUUCUAACACACACACACACACACACACACACAGUCACUACGUCACUGCACUCAUAAGCUGUAAAGUCAGUCACUUUAAUAUCGUGAUGUAUUGUUUAACUGGUUAUCGCCACAUGCUCUGUGUGUUAGUUCACGUUACACCACAUCCGCUCUUUACUGCAUCAUCUGCUAUUUUUUUUUUUUUUUUAGUAGUAAAAUGUUACUUGGCUUAGCCUUGGUAGGAUUUUCGUUCUUUUUUCUGCAAGUCACGUAAACAAGUCGUUUAACGCCCCGCCACUGACGUUUCACGUUUUCUCUUUUCCAUGUUCCAACUUCAAGUUGCUAGCGAGAUUUCCUUAAGGUACAUGAUGGAAUUUUUUUUAUAAAUGUAUAGUAUUAACCAGUUUAUAUGCUUGAUUAAGUAUUGUUCGCCUCCUAUACAUGUACACACACACACACACACACACACACACACAGGCUGUAGCGUUCUGUCGAUCAGAUACAACAUUCUAGUCUCUGUAUCAGAUCUGCAACUGGUCUGUUCCUGAUGAACAUGUUAAUGAAGCUGUGUGUGUGUGUGUGUGUGUACUCUACUUGGCGUCCUCUGCUGCCUGUGUGUGGGACUGCAUUUAAAAACUUUGGUGGAGAAAGGGGCGUGGUCUGACUACAUGUGGGCGGGGUUGAUGUUAAAAAUAGGAAAUGCAAAUCUUUAAUACUGAGGUGUAUUGACUAACAUGAACAUCUCACACAGGUUCUCCCUUAAAUUAAAUCAUUCUGUGGGACUGAACGGCUGAUUAUUAUGGGAUGCUCCAGAUCAGAUUCUUUCUUGAUGUCACUGAUUUUCAACAAUUUAUGCCUUAUUCUAUGUUUAAACAUUUUUAAGCAUUAGUUAAUGAAAGCGACUCUCAAAAAGAAAGAGAGCGAAUAAGUGAAAGAAGGACCAAAGGUGAGAAAAAAAUCCCCCCCCAAAAAAAGUAACACAAAGUAGUUCCCCUCUGAUUUCAGCUUCUUUAGAGGUCACAUCCUCCCUCCUACGUUUUGUUUAUUUGCUGUUUUGUGACUUCAGUUGUUUUGUUUUGUUUUGUUUUUUGUCAGUACUAUUAUAAAAAACGGCCUUUUGAUCAUUUUUUUUGUUUGUCUUUUGACAUUGUUUUGAUAAUUCUGAUCAUUAAAUUUUAUUUUGAUUUGCCGAGCAUUUUGAUUUGUUUCAUUUCUUUCUUUUGUUUGCUUUAUUUUCUAGGUGGUAUUAGACAGCUUUUAUUUUUGCCAGAUAAGUUGUUAAAUUCAUGUAUUUUCUUUUCUUAAUUUUUAGCAUGACCUGAAUAAGGAUUAGAUUUUGAUGCAGCAGGACCGAGACGCUAAAAUCCUGCUCUUUUGUAAAUAUGUAUUUAAUGAUGGAUUUUACUUUAUGCCAGCGGUUUAGUGUUGAAUCUUUAGUAGUGCACCGUGUCAAAUAUCAGGAAGUGAUCCAGACACGUCUGCUCUUUGAUGAAACAUCUAGCAGAUGAGUGCUUAUGUUUCUACUUCCUCAAGGGAACUUCAGGAGGCUGCUUAAGUAAUGAACCAUGUGGUGAAGUGUCUGUUCAGAAGGUGGCACGUGUGUCUGCGUGUUAUUCUCUUGGCCGUGUAUGUGUGAGUUUUAUGAAGACUAACGGUACUGUGAUGGCAGUAAUGAUGUAUAAAACAAGUUGUUUGAAGGAGGAUCAUUUCUACGAUCGUUUCCUGAUUUCUCAACCACUGAUUGGUUGAUGUCAUAAAGUCGUGGUGUAUAUAACGUUAUUACAGUACUGUAGCUACAGCUAGAUGUACAGACUUCGCCGGGUUCUGUGUCACCAUGGCAACCACACUCAACUACUGUUGCCAUAGUUGUGUUUAUACAUUCUGUAUCAGUCUCUUUUUUUCAGUCCUCUGUUUUCAAACCUUUCUUCAUUACCUCUGUUUGUCCCUCUGUCUCGCAGUCUUCUCUCUCUCUCUCUCUCUCGCGCACACACACACACACACACACCCACACAGACAGUUUCAGUUUAUACGAAACACUGUGUGCGUGUGUGUGAGAGAAGGAGCUGUUAAAGUAACGUGUACUUGUCCUGACCCUGUCCUGAGGUGAUGUGCAGUGUUCCCUCACCUACACGUGUGUGUGAUAUUUAUUGUGUUCACAAAAGACAUUUUGUCCUGUUUUUUUAUCGCCGUUCUUAGAUUUACAGUCCGACUGUAACGUGGUGUUCAUUUCAAAUAAAAUACCAAGCAAAAGGAAA
Silurus meridionalis is the source of this 3469-nucleotide messenger RNA. It is a transcript of the gene elavl1a, whose product is annotated as ELAV like RNA binding protein 1a. The transcript is spliced from 7 exons. Lineage: Eukaryota; Metazoa; Chordata; Actinopteri; Siluriformes; Siluridae. Gene Ontology annotation, cellular component: ribonucleoprotein complex. Bases 172 to 1194 code for a protein of 340 amino acids. Gene Ontology annotation, molecular function: RNA binding. The record is from RefSeq and is a predicted model, not a curated record.